Molecule: messenger RNA, 693 nt
Organism: Eptesicus fuscus (big brown bat)
Lineage: Eukaryota; Metazoa; Chordata; Mammalia; Chiroptera; Vespertilionidae
Gene: SFT2D3
Product: SFT2 domain containing 3
Exons: 1
Coding region: 44-676 (210 amino acids)
Biological process (GO): vesicle-mediated transport
Cellular component (GO): membrane
Source: RefSeq, a predicted model, not a curated record
CGGACUGCAGUCGGAGGGAGAGCCGCUCCCGUCAGCGUCCGACAUGGCGGGUGUCCACCGCGAGCUGCAGGAGUACCUGGCGCAGGGGAAAGCCGGCGGGGCGGCCGCCGAGCCGCUGCUCGCCGCGGGGACGGCGGAGGAGCCCGCGGCGGGGGCGUGGCUGGGCCGCGCGGGCCUGCGCUGGGCGUGGGCGCGGAGCCCCGCGGAGCCGGAGGCGGGCCCGGCGGUCCUGCCGACCGUGACGCGCGCGCAGCGGCUGGUGGCGGCCGGCGCGUGCCUGCUGCUGGCCGCGCUCUGCUUCGGCCUGGCCGCGCUCUACGCGCCCGUGCUGCUGCUGCGCGCCCGCAAGUUCGCGCUGCUCUGGUCGCUGGGCUCGGCGCUGGCGCUGGCGGGGGCCGCGAUCCUGCGGGGCGGCGCGGCGUGCGGGCGCCUGCUGCGCGGCGAGGAGGUGCCGUCGCGGCCCGCGCUGCUCUACGCGGCGGCGCUGGGCGUCACGCUGUACGCGGCGCUGGGCUUACGCAGCACGUGGCUCACGGUGCUGGGCGCCUGCGCGCAGGUGGCCUCGCUGCUGGCCGCGCUGCUGGCGCUGCUCCCGCGAGGCUCCGGGCCCGCGCUGCGCCUGGCGCUCGGGCGGUGGGGCCCGGGCGCCCGCCUCGUCCAAGCGCUGCCGGUGUAGGAGCCGGGCGUCGCCGC